AUGUCCUAUGAUGUCUCAAUAGUUCGUUACCUUGGCCACAUUUAUACUGUCUUAUCAUAUUCCAGGAAGAUCUUCGUUGGUGGUAUUGCGUACGAUGUGCUCAACGAAGAUCUCACCAAUCAUUUCCAACAGUAUGGAGAGGUCGCUCAGGCCCAGGUGAAGUUCGAUCGAGUCACCGGCCGCUCGAGGGGCUUUGCCUUCGUCGAAUUCGCAACAGGAGAGGGUUGCAAGGCAGCGCUUGCUGCUAGGGAGCAAGUGAUCAAGAACAAGCAGGUAGAAGUGAAGCCGGCUAAGUCACGGGAGAACAAGAAAGUGUUUGUUGGUGGCUUACCAUCUGACUACAACGAAGGCGAACUCCGAACGCACUUCGAAAAGUACGGAAAGGUCGAAGACAUCGAGUGGCCUUUCGACAAGCAGACCAAAAUGCGCCGUAAUUUCGCAUUUAUUGUCUUCGAAGAGGAAGAGGCUGCCGAUAAGGCAUCCACUCAGCCGAAGCAAACCUUUGGCAAUCGCGAAUGCGAUGUUAAGAAAGCAGUCCCUCAAGGAAAGCGAUUUGCCGCCAUGGGAGGUCGUGGUAACGGUAUGAGGCCGUACGGCGGUCGAGGGGGCGUCAAUGGAGGAGCGGCUUGGUAUGGAGCCUGGGGACAAAUGGGAAUGCCGUAUGGAGCUGGGGCCGCAUGGGGAGAUUGGUACGGAGCAGCCAACUCUUUCUAUGGUCAACAGAACGGAUCGGCCGCUUACCCGAAUGCUUACGGUGCUGGAGGUAUUGUUUGUACUUGGUUAUAA
Messenger RNA from Cylicostephanus goldi, 786 nucleotides. The record is from the annotation of a GenBank genome assembly. Lineage: Eukaryota; Metazoa; Nematoda; Chromadorea; Rhabditida; Strongylidae.